CACAAUACAGCGUUUUAGGAAUUAGGAAGUUUCCUCAAAGAACAUGUGUCGCCUCAAUUGAACCGUGUGACCGUGUCAAAUUCGUUUGCACGAAACCCUACUUUCUCUCAUUUGCCGGACUUUUGAUGGCUUUUGUAAACUCUGUUUCAACUGUUACAAAACCAGACCGCCAUUCUCGUAUCUUAUAAAAGUGUUCUUUCCCAAAUCAUGGCUCAAAAUACCAAAAUCGCUUCUUGAUUUCACAAUACAUUCAUAUUAUUUCGCAAUUUUAGUUUUAAUUUGUCAAGAUGUGGAGAAGUUCGUGUAAUUUAUUGAAACGGACAGUUACAUCGGUUGCGAGGACAAAGACGAUUAACUAUGGGACGAGGCCGUUUGUGGGUUUCGGGUGUUAUUGCGGGCCGACCCGAUUGAUGGGUGGGUACUAUUUUAGCUCUGGUUCAAAUGGGGGUGAGGAAAACAAGAAUGGGGAUACUAUUACUCAUGAGGAAGCUAAAAGGCUGAUGAGAUUGGUGAAUGUUGAAGAGCUGAAGUGGAAAUUGGGGAUGAAGAAUACGGAGGUUAUUGGGUAUAUGGAUCUGUUAAAGGCGUGUCAGAAUAUGGGUGUGGCUAAAACCCAUGAAGAAGCUGUUGGUUUUGCUAGAGUUCUUGAUGAGGCUGGUGUCAUAUUGCUAUUCAGAGAUAAAGUUUAUCUUCAUCCUGAUAAGGUAGUGGAUGAAAUUAGAAAGGCAGUUCCCUUAGCACUUCUACCUGAAGAUGAGCCCACAAUAGAGGAACUAAAGAUUCUGCAGGAGAAGAAGGAUAAAAUAGACGAGCUUGCGCAUAAGCAUGUGCGCCGCGUUUUGUGGGCUGGUUUAGGGGCUGGCCUUUUGCAGGUCGGGCUAUUCUUCCGUCUUACAUUCUGGGAAUUCUCUUGGGAUGUGAUGGAGCCAAUUGCUUUUUUUACAACUUCUGCUGGAAUAGUAGUAGGUUAUGCUUACUUCCUUGUUACUUCUAGAGACCCGUCAUACCAAGAUGUGCUGAAGAGGCUUUUCCUCUCAAGGCAGAGGAAGCUGAUCAAGAAGCAUGAUUUUGAUAUCCAUAGGUUCGUCGAAUUACAAAAGAAAAUCAAAUUACCAGUGAAUAGUCAAGCUUCCAUGAAGCAUCGGUUAGGGGUGGAGCUGGAACCAGAGGAUCUUUUACAUGGUCACUAAAUCACAUUGGCCUCUGAUCCCCUCUUCCUCCCAGCUUCUCACAUAAUUAUAUCCUUACUAAUCUCAUACCUUUUAGCCAAUGUAAGCCCUUCAUUUUGUCGCGGAGGGUGAAUAUCUCAGUUGUUAACAAUCAUCCCUGAUUCUACCUUGUAAUUUGAAGGUUAUAUUUCUUAAAUCUUCUUUACAAGAGGCUUAGAUAGUAGUUCUGACCAUCACAAUAUCCUUCAAACCUUUUACUCUGAUGUUGUACUGUCAUAUGUACUUGGAAGUUGUAACAAGAUACGUAUGCUAUAUCAAUGAUUUUUGAAUGUUUGUUCUUC
This is a messenger RNA of Solanum dulcamara, 1510 nucleotides long. Its product is annotated as calcium uniporter protein 5, mitochondrial-like. Gene Ontology annotation, molecular function: calcium channel activity; uniporter activity. Gene Ontology annotation, biological process: mitochondrial calcium ion homeostasis; calcium import into the mitochondrion. NCBI's taxonomy places the organism in Eukaryota, Viridiplantae, Streptophyta, Magnoliopsida, Solanales, Solanaceae. The coding region runs from base 288 to 1190 and encodes 300 amino acids. The transcript is spliced from 2 exons. Gene Ontology annotation, cellular component: mitochondrial inner membrane; uniplex complex. The record is from RefSeq and is a predicted model, not a curated record.